CUUUCCGCCCUGCUCGAGCGCAACAACACUACUGUAAUAAUUUGGUUGUCGACAAUAAUGGAGUCGAUGUCGGGACUGAGAAGCGUCUUGUUGAUGGCGCUCGGCUCGCGCGGGCACAGCGAACAAGAGCUCUUUGACGAGCUUAUGUUCCACAAAUCUCGGCUACAGAGUCUCUUCAAUGUAGGCCCAAGUUCAUCCCAGGAGCAACGAGAACUACAGAGCGGAAAAGUUACCCUCAAUGGCAGAUCACUCGCUGUCAAUGCAGACUUCGCCCAACAAACAAUAUUCCUCGCCCAGCAGCUCAAAUGUUCUGAGAAAUACGUCGCUAGCAUACUGCACUCGAUAAUGGCAGAGAACCCCAACGUAGACUCUGUCGGUGCGAUGGAGGCUACUGUCGUCGAAUUCCACAAGAGACGACGCAAUCUCAUCGACUGUCUGCGGUUCCUGUUCGAAGCUGCCGAGCUAGCACAGUCGUCGGACGCACCAAGAUUGUAUGUCAGGUUGGAAGCGUUUCUGAGGCAGGAAUUAGUGCAGGCGGUUAAGGUUGAUGGAAAGGGCGCGACGCUGGCCAAUCGACUGUUCAGCACAAUCGAAUCGUUGGGUAGUACCAUCACCGAAGCCUACGCCGCUAAGCAGUCUGCUACCAGCAACACCGUACCACCCAGUACAACCGCUCAGCCCAAACUUGGCUUCGACAUCCUAAAUGCGCGUUGCGACUCUCUGAAAUAUGAGCGUCGACUUUUGUCCACGAUUUACUACCAAAUCGCUCGUCUUGGGUAUUUCUCCUCGGCAGACGUUCAGAAGGCGAUCGACUGGCUAUCUACCAAUCCCAAUGACUCCAUAACCUUUUACAUCUUCACCGCCGUCCUCACUGCUUUUGACCCCGCUGACCCCCAGACAUACGGCGGCAGAGUUCGUCGCAGCCUUGCAGUAGACAAGUCUAUGAUCCACUAUAUGAAGAACAAGUUGGGACCUGCUCUCUGUUGGAAAGACUCGAGCCUAAAAGCUGUUGUUACACUUAAAUGGACGCUGUUCAUGACCGAGGCACGUCACCGAGACCCGUCUUUGGAGAAUCAAGAGGGUUUCAAGACCGAAGAGCUCGAAUCCCGGAUCUGGGACGCAGUUCAAGGUGACGCGUUCACCAACCUCGUCGCCGCCCUCAUCCAGCUCCAGAGGAGGUCCCACGGUUCCCUCCCCAGUUUGUAUGCGCACCUCGUUCAGCUUACUCCAGAGCAGGAUCAGCAGCGGGAGCCGCCUGCGGAUGAAUUCCAACCCGCCGUCCUCAACGUCUUUGACGUGCUUGUCAGGUCUUUGAUUGCGUAUGCGAGCUCGGAGCUGCGCAAGAUAAAACAAAGGCAAGAAGAUGUACUUGCAAGCGCGCGAACGGACCGCACGCGGAUGUUUAGGUCGACUGCGACAUCCACAGGUGACGCUGAAGGCCAGACUCCACCACGCAAUGAUAUUGCGACGUUAUACACAUUCAUUGGUAUCCUGUAUUCGACUCUACCCCCUGAACGUGCUCUGCAAUUCUGGGGUGCGACUCCCCAAACCGAUGGACGGCGACUCUCGUACAUCGAGAUUUCGGAGUUAUCUUCCGGGAAGCUUCCUUCGUUCCUCCAGUGGGCCGUCUGGUCCACCCAAGUUAGGGACAUCAGUAUGAUGACGGCGUUGUACAACAUGCUCAGCGGUCUUGCCAAAGGACAGCAAUGCAGCGAGCUCGCAUAUAACUUCUUGGCUCGCGGUGGUUCGGAAGUGAUACCUGGUAGUAGUCUUCCCGCUGCGUCUGGUUCGGCGCACUACAAUGCAGGACAGGUUGUAUCUUGGACAAUGAUUUUCUCUCUCCUCGAGUCGUGGGCGACACCUGCACCCUCCACGCGCGCGAACCAACCACCUCAGCACUCUCUUUCAACGACGUUCGGUCCAUUCGGUUCGCAGAGCCAUACGGCAUUGCAGCCACCCGCCUUCCAACCUGCGCCACAGAUCGUAAUUGGACCUAAGGAGGUCCUCCUUGCACAGGCUUUCCUCCGCCUGUUAUCCACGGUUGCAUUCCACGCGGUUUCAGUCCGUCUCGCCGUCGCAAAUACCGCGCAGUUUCGUGCCAUCCCAACACUUGUAUCUCUCAUUCCCCUCGGCAUCCCUCUCGAGUUGAAAGGCGCCAUAUUCGAUGCGCUGGCAUCCUUCUGCGAACCCGGCGCUGGAUCUGCGGGUGUUGAGUUGUGCAAAACAGUAUGGACGCUUAUGGAGAGGUUGGAGGUCAUCAACGUCCGUGCAGGUACGAGUGCUGGAAGGGUUGGGGGUGUCAUGCUCCCUCCAGUCAAGGGCGUAGAGGUGGAGCUGGACGAGGUUGAAGCAGUCUACAAGUUGUAUCCGGCUACGAUUCCAUUCCUCAACCUCCUCAGCACAUUGUUGCAUACGCCAAAGCGUCUCACACAGAAAGCCCUUCUUACCGAUGUGGAAUCUCUUAAUACGAUCCCUGACAACCUCGGUCAACCAUAUCGCGUACCCGGCAUUGGCCCGUAUAUCAGUUUUGUCAUCGACAAUGUUUUCGCCAACAUACCUAGGAGGGAAUACUUGCACCGUUCGGAGCGUUGGCAGAUGAACGAUCUUUGUUUGAAGUUCGUGGAGCGGACUCUGGCCAGUUGGGAGGUGGAAAGUCUGGUGAGGCUCGGAGAGGAGGGCGUGUUGCGGCGAGAGAAUGUCGUACCGCUCCUCAAUCAUCCAGGCUAUGACGUGAUCUCGCGACUCUUGACCAACUCGCCAUUGCAGGCAAGUAUCCUCUCGUAUAUUGUUGACGGCGUCGAAGGGUUUGAGAAGGAUCUAACGGAAGAAGAGCCUGGCUUGCGAAAUACGAUCGUGCGCGUCCUGCGUAUAGCCCAGCGCGUUCUCGAGGUUCAGGACAUAUUCUUGGAUGUUCUAUUACCUGUCCUUAGUGAGCUCGACGGCGUGCCUCUAGCGGCGAGCGUCCAACCACGCUCUUACUACACGCGGUUGGACCAGGCACUGGCCUAUGGGUCACAAUAUAUUCCCGCGCUCGCAACGUACGUCUUGUACCCCGCAUACCCCGAACUCGUACUCCUUGCGGCCAAAAUCAUCACAGAGCUCGCGCGCACCCUGCCGGUCCACACCAUGCUAAAUCUCAUCGAACGUAGCAACGAAUCGGAACGCAUUCUGAGCGGGUUCCGACAACUACUCGAAACGGACUCGCUGGACGACGUAGAAACGGCUGAAGCAUAUGCAGAGCAGGUCACUGGUGCUGGUGCCCCCGACAAAGAGACACAGGAGUCUCUUGACCAGGCCAUUCGAAGUGCCGUCCUUAAAUUGCUCGUGCAAAACACCCUCCCGGACCGCCCUUAUCCUAACAUCGCCCAUUUCUUACUUUUCGGUGGUUCGGAAGAUGGCUAUCAAAUUCAAGACUCUCAUGCCCUCGGUGCACACCGCACUUGUUCUCAUGUAAUUCUUGAUCUGGUAAACGCUGGCAUACCACCAGCAGGGGGCGGAGGGAGGGAUCGAGACCGUACGCUAUUGGCGCCUACCGAACCAUUGUUCACAGUACUCCCAGCGCUAGCCGAGAAGUGCUACCGGAUCAUCUAUAAUUUAUGCGUGCAUCCUCGGACGUCGGAUCCCACGAUGCGAUACUUGCGAACUCACGAGGACUUUUUCGUCCGCCACCUUGCGGCAAUACCAUCCAAGGUUCCUACGGCUUCCGUUGAGCCACUGAUAGAAAUGCUGUACAACGACGGUGCGCGUGUACUGACGAACGUUCCGACUGUCCGUGCGUUCACGGGGCUGCGUUCACGAAUUUUGGAUCUCGCUGCCCUAGAGCUGCAUGUGUUGACGAACAGGGGACACUUCAAGGGGGUCCUUAUCAUCCUGCAGAUCCUUUACGGAACGGAGAGCCUGCAUGACGAUAUGGACGCAGAAUGGGAGGAUCGAACGAUCCAACCUUUUAGAGAUAUCGGACAGUCGCAACUACGCAUCAUCGAGUUCGUGCAGUCAUUGAGCUUCGAUUGGUCGGAUAGCCUUGCCGUUCAUCCUGUCGACGUUGAGCUUCUUGCUACGCUCAACCUUCAUUCGUGUAUUCGCCUCGAUGCAACCGGCUGCGAGAUCGUCGACAGAUCGGCACUCUUAUCACUCCUUACAACUGCAUCUCGCUCGCUUCACGCGCAAGGGCAGAUUGCCACGACGUCGCUAGCGGAGAAAUUGAAUUCGGAGACAACAUACAUUCUCGAAAGUUGUGCCGUUGAAAACCAUCGACGGGAAAUUACCCACGCCGUCGCCAACGGCUACGAAUCGUGGCGCAGACUGCUGGACAUGACACUCAUGAAAUGCUUCAACAGACUGCCACACGAUCGACGCGAAAACAUGCUAUUCGACCUGCUGCACGUUCUUCCCGCUCUCAUUCGAUCUGACGUACAAAAACGGACGUCAAUUUUACUUUCGGAGGCGAUCUUGACAGUAAUCACAAAACUCCGGGAAGAUCGCAGUUACCAGAUUAUGUUGCAGUCUGCUGGAGGCGACCCGAAGGCUGGGUCGUUACCCGAAGAGCGACUGUAUGCUCUCCUACGUAACAUUCUAGAGUGUAUCUUGGACAGCGAUCGUUCGGAGCUCGUUCGCGGUAAUCUCUACGCAUGCUUGGUUAAUUAUCUCCAUCUUGUCGCCGGUAACGAUCGGUCGCCCCGUUCGGAACCCUCUUCAGAUGUCGUCAGCAGGCGCUCCAUGUCUCUCUCGUUAUCGGUGGUGAGCACGCGGGAAGACUUGUUGCUGUCAGAAAGUCAGUCCGCCCGUUCGGCUACGCCAACUCCCGGAGGCAGGGCAGCUUCGCGUAUUUCCAAUCUGGAGGGCGGCUCGCUUUCGGUGAUGAAGAACGUGACGGAGCGGUUAGUUACUACGAUAUCCCGUGACGCGACCGAUGGUACGGAAGUAUGGAAGACAGUCGCUUUCAUACUGUUGGACUCACUCGUUCACCUCUGCCGCGCGGAGAAGUCGAGGACACUAUUGACGACGUUGGUUCGGUAUGGUUACCUGUCGAGCUUUGUGCGGGGUUUGAAGGAGACAGAGACACAACUUCAGCAUGUUCUAAAGCCUGAUCCAGACGAUCUAAAUCCUCUCUAUGUAUACGAGGCCAAAAUGGCCUUGUUCACUCGCAUGGCACAGUUCAGAGCGGGUGCAGAACGACUGCUCGAAGCGCAGAUACUGCCAACGCUCGCGCAGUGUGAAUUCCUGGACACGAGACCCGAAGCCGACCAGUCAUUCAUGGACCGUGAUUCCUUCCUGCCAUCUGCGAUCCAGCGGUACCAUCAACUUUUCAUGCCGGCUUUGCAACUAGUGGUGGCCAUGCUAGCUUCACUCGGCAUUAAACACACGACUGCAAGCCAUCAGGCUCUGGACUUCUUGUCGAACCACCGCGAUACUAUCAUUAUCAUGCUCAAGAAUGAUUCUGACGAGGUUGGAUUGUCCUAUGUUGAAGAGGUGCAUCUCUUGGUUACGCUCAGCGGAAGCCUCCUACCCUACGUACCCAAAUCAGAGCUAGCGUCCAUGAACACAGGCUUCGGCGGCAUUCACGGUGCAAUCCUGGGCUUGGCUGCCAGAUGCCUGGGUAACGAAAACUGGAGCGCGUUUGUGAAGCCUCAGACAGAUACUGAGGUACUUCACGCCAGCGUCCUUGCACCAGGCCAAUCUGAGAGCCGAUUCGAUGCCACGGUGCGGCACAAGUUGCUGUUGCUGCAGGGAGCAGUCAUCGAGUAUCUCGGUGCGGCGAGCGAUUUCACUGAGCCGGAGAUUACUUUGGUCCUUUCACCAGUUCUGUCUGCACCUCGCCACGAUGAGCGUCCAUCAAGAUUCGUGGCUACGAUCCCCACAGUUGGCGAAGCUAUUGAGGCCCUGAACGACCUCAGCAGUGAUCUUACUGCGACGUUGAAGCAGAUUGCCGAUUUGUCAGCGGAACUGUCCUCGAGGGACCAUAUCCGUGUGGAUAACAUCCAAGAGAUCGUGCACAUCCCCGAUCCCGCCUUCCUCCAGGACCUCAAUAUGACUCAAAAACGUUUAUUGAUCCGUCAAGGAUAUGCACGUCUCAAAACUGAGCUACAGGACGAGGUAAAGACAGCAUUGAGCGCUCUUGAGAUGCUCCUCUUACUGCUCUGGCGACAUCUCGCGAGUUACGCCGAAACCGACCCAGCACACCCUACUGCCCCGCAACCUCCUAAUCUGAAGUCGUCCAUGCGUCUUCUUCCUGCACCUGACAGGGAAUCAUUCAAGGCAGAGGCUGGUAAGAGGCUUGUAGGCCCGUUGAUGAAGGUGUCUGCUUUGGAUCUGGUGAGCAAUUUUUGGAAAAUCUUCCCACUGAAGACGGUGAUGGUUUACUCAUUGACGACUGCUUUAAAGGAUGCGGAAACUGUUGGUGCCGAGUGGCAAUCAUACCAGGGUUACAUUGACAUCAUGUCGAGGCGGUUGAGGGAUACGAUCGGGCUGCACGAUGUGCUCGAGUAGGCGAGCCAGUUGGCACGAAUGGAUGUUUUGUUCCGCCGAGUUCGCUUCAGGUAGUUACAUUAAAACAAAAGAAGCCCCACUAGUGCUUCGCUCCACAUAAACGCACUUCUGUAAUUUGCAGUAGAACCUUGUCCUUUUCGAAACGGGACGUAUUUAAUUCUGGGAAUGCAACAAUGCAUAGCCCUCGAACAAAACAUAUUGGCGCCUUAUAGAUGGCGAAACGCGAAUAAAUAUCAGUGAAAUUAGUUACAACGGUGAGAAAUA
Messenger RNA from Pisolithus orientalis, 6750 nucleotides. RefSeq names its product nucleoporin Nup186/Nup192/Nup205. NCBI's taxonomy places the organism in Eukaryota, Fungi, Basidiomycota, Agaricomycetes, Boletales, Pisolithaceae. The record is from RefSeq and is a predicted model, not a curated record. Gene Ontology annotation, molecular function: structural constituent of nuclear pore. Gene Ontology annotation, cellular component: nuclear pore; nuclear pore inner ring. Bases 58 to 6486 code for a protein of 2142 amino acids. The transcript has 9 exons. Gene Ontology annotation, biological process: nuclear pore organization.